GCCAUGUCUUUCCCGGUUAUUACUCGGAUCAGACGGGUCAAUUCCGAGCAUGAUUUGGACUUGCGUGAGCGCUUUGGUAGAGAUCAGAGAUGGACGCUCCCUGAGGACCAGACCAUUUGGUCCGGCAGGCGGGAAAAAAAUUAUCCCGCCAUCUUCCUCUGGAACAAGAACGAUAUACCGCUCACAGUCACGGGGGAGUUUGCCUUCCCGAUCACUCAAGACAAGACGAACUAUCGCCUCAGGGGUUCCCUAGGGUCCUUUAGCAUCUACAGCUCCUCGAUCUCCAUCAAGGGAACUGGGUCCGCCCUCGAAUUCACCGCCACCGGCUUUUCACACAUGGGCGCGACCAUUGACUCCCCGUUUAAAGUCCAGGGAGAUUGGUUAUGGACCGUGUUGGAUGACGCUAGGACUACUAAUAUAUCUCCCAACGCUGGCAAGAUUCCCCUUGAGCUUUACUUUUCGCUUGGCGACGAUGCCACCGCCUACGGACACCCCGGCGUUUUCUUCCUGGAGCUGGUCCGCAUCUCAUUUCCUCCGUACGAGUCUAUAGCUGGCAAGACGUGGGCUGCCCUCGAGGAAGACAUCAUCUUCGGUGUCGUUAAAGGGCUAUGGAAUCUUGGCAGCGGCUACACCAGCGACCGGCCAUUGUAUUACGAUUCCCGCUGGGCCAAAGGAGGCGUAUCCAAGCACCUCCGCCACGGUUCGCUCAACCUCGAGUCCAUCUUUCUGAAGAGACAGCGUUGCGUUAACUGCUUCGACCUUGCCGCCCUGGCUAUGGUAACUCUCCAGUCCCUGGGCAAAAGACCCGGAAACCCUCAUCCUGUUAACGUCGUCAGAGGGCUGAGGCUGACUACUGACGAGCCGUGGGGUUAUAUCCAUAUGGGGCCCCUAUUUGGAUGGGAGGGUACCAUGGCCCAUAGGUGCAACAACCCUUUCUGGCAGCACCGGGUCCAGCACAUGAAUAUAAACAUCGACGCGCAGCCCACGGUAGCCCCGCUUGAUCCUCUCCGGACCUACUUUAAUCGUCAUUGUUACUGCCUCUUUCGUCCAGCUCGGGCCACCUCCGAGCACGUCGUGGACAUUUGCCAUGCCAAUAUCGAUGCCACGACGGGCGGAGCCCUGCUCAUUUCCGGCAGUGAAACCAUUUCCGAAUUCCGAGACAAGUGCAUAGAUCGGGGCUACACCAACCUUUUUGCCCGGCCUAUGAUAACUAAACCGGCCGUUAUAAACUCGGUUAUUGCCUAAGCUGUCGGAUUCGACAUUACAAAGGAACUGACUUCCGACGUUGUCUCGAACAUGCACAGAGAUAAGUUACCUUGCUUAGCUUAUUUUGUCUUGGGAUCUAUUUAUAGAGUAGGAGACGAGGACCUCGUGAAUCAGACAUGCUAGUCGUACCCGAGCUUAGAGAGUAAAAGGUUAGUUUAAUACCUUUGAAAAUAGGAAAGUAGGUAGCUUUAACUCAUGCGGCGCCCGAUCUCUCUACAAUCGCUCGUGGUCCUUCGAACUCUCUGCGCGCUGCGGGCUUCUUGAUCGUUUCGGGGCAGUGCCUAAGCACAUAAAUACACGAUAUGACAUAUUCAGGGGAAAGACGACAACU
Molecule: messenger RNA, 1597 nt
Organism: Lasiosphaeria miniovina
Lineage: Eukaryota; Fungi; Ascomycota; Sordariomycetes; Sordariales; Lasiosphaeriaceae
Exons: 3
Coding region: 4-1245 (413 amino acids)
Source: RefSeq, a predicted model, not a curated record